Molecule: messenger RNA, 1450 nt
Organism: Pecten maximus
Lineage: Eukaryota; Metazoa; Mollusca; Bivalvia; Pectinida; Pectinidae
Product: cytochrome P450 20A1-like
Exons: 5
Coding region: 1-585 (194 amino acids)
Cellular component (GO): membrane
Molecular function (GO): iron ion binding; heme binding; oxidoreductase activity, acting on paired donors, with incorporation or reduction of molecular oxygen
Source: RefSeq, a predicted model, not a curated record
AUGACGGCAGUGGUACAUUUAAACGUGCCUCUCUGCAUACUUACCUGGAGAUUCUAUUUCCUGGCUACUCACCCCGAGGUACAGGAGAAAGCGCUCCAGGAAAUCAAAAAGGAACUCCGAAACCAGGAAGUCGAUCAUACCAACAUCGAAAGUCUUCCCUAUAUACGGCAGAUUGUAGAAGAGACAUUACGAUGUGCUGUUAUUGCCCCAUAUGCUGCUCGGUUUCAAGAUUUUGAUUCGGAACUUGGAGGACACAAGAUUCCAAAGAAUACGCCUGUGAUCCACGCCUUAGGAGUAUCGCUGAGUAAUGAAAAGUAUUGGCCCCUGCCAAAUAAAUUUGACCCGGAUCGCUUCAGUCCAGAAAAUAUAAAGAAAAGACCGCCCUUGUCGUUCCAGCCAUUUGGAUUUGCCGGAAAACGUGUUUGCCCAGGAUAUCGAUUUGCCUAUGCAGAGGCAACAGUCUGUCUGGUGACCUUGCUAAGAAUAUUCAAAAUCAAAUUAGUUGACGGUCAGGUGGUCAACCCCGUUUAUGGAGUGAUCACUCAUCCAGAGGAAGAAAUAUGGAUCAAACUUGAAAAGCGAUGAUUUUUAUUGUCAAUUCCAUAAAAUGGAAACAUGCUAGAAAUAUGGAGAGUUGGGACGAAGGGAUUUGUUUGUUCGGAGUAUUUCAUAGAUACUUCAGACCAGCUGAAGCAUAGUGUACUGCUGCAAGAGGACUGUUGAUCGACACGAAAGACAAUAUUUUCUGGUUUGUUGUGAACUCAAUAAUUACUUAUCCACAUUGAUUCAUAUACAUAUACACACUUGUUUAUUUAUCUUAAAGUAUAACUAUUGAGUAGUUGUCUUCAAAAUUAUUCAUUAUACGAAUUUUAUCCUGAAAUUUUUUUAACAAAGUGCGUAAAAUAUCUAAUUAUGAUUAUUGAAAAUUGAUCUGUGUUAAGAUUUGUCAAAAGAUUCUGUUAAUCCCUCCUAUUGGACAAUGCUGUUACUUCCUGUAGUCUCAUUGGUCAGAUUAUAAUCAUAUGCAGUAUUUACAUUAACACUGCAGCCCCACUAUAUAACUUUACCAAGCUCACUUGGAAGUUAUUAGUCCAUAACUUCCAAAUCUUUAUCAUGACGUCAUUAUUAUAGUGACAUCAUAAUUGUCACGUCGGCGAUAACGAAAGAUAUUGUUGAAAAGGCUGUUCUGUCUUUGAUGAUAAUAAUUUGUUCAUUCAUUAUCAGAGUAAAAUUCCUGGAUAUAGUCUUUUAAAUUCGUUGCCAAAUUUAGAUAUAAGCAUUUAAAUGCUUUCAUUUGGAAGUUAUGGGCUGAUGAAUGCCAACUGGACGAAGGCAAAUUUAAUGAAGCGCACAUGAAAUAGAGGUCUGUGAAACACAAUAUUGACUUUAUAUUACCAUUUUGUAGAAAAGUUCUUAUUUCAUAACAGUCCUUUUCACUAAAUACAGUCCU